CAAUGAUUUACUUCCCUCAGUGUUGGAAGAUUAGGUGGUGAUUUAUCAGAAAGUAUAGCAGGAAAAGACUUGUCAUCAUUGCUAAGACUGCAGGUAUUGGCUAGCUGCAAGUUCUGGCUAGAAGGGAGCAGGCCAGGAGAGAGGAGUGGAAAUGCUGACGAGGCUCCAGUUCUCCCUGUCGGUCAUCCUGCUGCUUGCCUGUGGCUUCCUCUACCAGCUCAGCCUGAAGUCCAGCUUUCUCUUCUUCCACCUGCUGCCCUACAAGUCCCAGCAGGGGCUGGAAGCCCUCCUGGGCCACGGGCGCUGCAUCGUGUUCCUAGAGACCUCGGAGAGAACGGAGCCCUCCCCGCUGGUCUCCUGUGCAGUGGAGUCUGCUGCCAAGACUUAUCCAGAGCAGCCUGUGCUGUUACUUAUGAAGGGUCUCAACAAUUCCACGCAGCUGUCCCCCAACUCUACCUCCCCAGCCUUUUCCCUCCUCUCAGCGAUAGACAAUGUCUUCCUCCUCCCUUUGGAUAUGAAAAGCCUGUUUGAAGACACACCGUUGUUUUCAUGGUACACUAGAAUCAACAGCAAUAAAGAGAGAAACUGGCUCCAUGUCAGCUCCGAUGCGGCCCGCCUGGCCAUCAUCUGGAAGUAUGGCGGUGUCUAUAUGGACACUGAUGUCAUCUCCAUCAGGCCCAUCCCUGAGGAAAACUUUCUGGCUGCACAGGAUUCUCAGUUCUCUAGUAACGGGGUGUUUGGAUUCCUCCCCCACCACCGUUUCCUGUGGGAGUGCAUGGAAAACUUUGUGGAAAAUUACAAUCCAGGUAUCUGGGGCCAUCAGGGUCCCAAUUUGAUGACGAGGAUUCUGAGAGUGUGGUGCAAACUCAGAGACUUCCAGGAGGUGAGUGACCUCAAGUGUUUGAACUUGUCCUUCCUACACCCCCAAAGAUUUUAUCCCAUCUCUUUUCGAGCAUGGAGGCGCUACUAUGAAGUCUGGGACACAGAGCCGAGUUUCAACAACUCCUAUGCCCUGCAUCUGUGGAACUACAUGAACAAGGAAGGGAGGGUUGUGGUUAGAGGAAGCAACAUGCUGGUGGAAAAUCUUUACCGUAAGCACUGUCCCAGGACUUACAGGGUCCUGAUUCAAGGUCCAGAGGGGUUGGUUACUGGGGAGCAGGGGCCAGGUAACAAAUAGAGCCAAUGCUGGGUUACUGCUGCUACAUUGUGGAACCGGCCACUUCCUGGAAGUGCACCCACAUGACAGUUAGACAGUUACAAUUUUCCACAUCAUUCCACCAAAAAACUAUUUGAACUAAUAAAUGAAUUCAGUAAAGUUACAAAAUCAAUACACAAAAAUCAGUUGCAUUUCUAACCACUAAUAAUGAACCAUCAGAAAGAGAGAGAAAACAAUCCUAUUUACAAUUGCAUCAAAAAGAACAAGACAUCUAGGAAUAAACUUAACCAAGGAUGUGAAAGACCUGCACACUGACAACUUUAAGACAUUGAUGAAGAAAUUGAAGAAGAUACAAAUGAAUGGAAAGAUAUCACAUUCUCAUGGACUGGAAGAAUGAAUGUUGUUAAAAUGUCCAUUCUACCCAAAGCAAUGUAUGCACUGAAAGCAACCCCUACCAAAAUUCCAAUGGCAUCUUUCACAGAAUUAGAGAAAAGGAUCCUAAUAUUUGUGUGGAACCGCAAAGGACCCGGAAUAGCCAAAGCGAUCCUCAGAAAGGAGAGCAGGCUGGAGGCGUCUUGCUCCCCGACUUCAAACUGUACUAUGAACUCACCAAAACAAUGUGUGGUCCUGGCACAAAAACAGACACAGCGACCAGAGGAACAGACCAGAGAGCCCAGAAAUAAACCCACACGGAUGUGGUGAAUUAAUUUACCACAAAAGGGCCAAGAACAUACAGUGGGGAAAGGACAGACCCCUCACGAAAUAGUGCUGGGAAAACUGGAUACCACACACCAAAGAAUGACCUUGGACACCAUCUACAUCGCACACAAAACGGACUAAAAUCCAGUUUUCCGUAUCAAGCCCUUCCUCUCCUGGGUCGUCUGAAGACAGACCCCCGUCCCCUCCCCCAGCAGUCAAUUACACAUCGGCAGUCCCCCCAUUUUUCCUCAUAUUCUCUUCCCUUUUUCCUCACCUUUUUGGGCGGGUCUUGAGGAAACCAGGCUCCUCUCUACAUGGAAGCAGCCUCGUCUUGUCCUGAAGCUGAAUCCCUAGCUGGUCCUAAGGAGGCCCAGCAGCGACAGCCCAUUGCCGCCCUGGGGUGUCCAGAAGCCACGCCAAGCGGCGCAGGAGGAGACGGCGCUCGGCUCACACAGGUUCCGGAGUCAGCCGGUGCAACUCACGUGACCUCCUGACUGAGGAGGGCUCAGCGCCCCCUGUGGGCAGUCUGGGAAGUGCAGGCCGUGCGGAUCAGGAUGCACUUGCUUUGUUUACAACAGAAAAAUCUAUUCGUGUAUAAAAUAUAAAAGUUUAUUUCCCUCUCCUGUAAAAGUGAGGCAGGAAACCCCAUAAAAAGACUGGCAGGACCCCUAGGCAGGGCCGCUGCUCUCCUCCCACUAGCGUCCGGUUCUCUGACUGGGAAGAUUUAUCUCACUUUUUGCCUCUAAAGCGGCUAACUUACACCUAGAAUCCUAUUGGUUCCCUGAGAUCACUUCUGAUUGGUUAUUUCCUUCACUCCUGAUUGGUAUUACUCUCACUCCUGA
Molecule: messenger RNA, 2697 nt
Organism: Vicugna pacos (alpaca)
Lineage: Eukaryota; Metazoa; Chordata; Mammalia; Artiodactyla; Camelidae
Gene: A4GNT
Product: alpha-1,4-N-acetylglucosaminyltransferase
Biological process (GO): protein O-linked glycosylation
Molecular function (GO): acetylglucosaminyltransferase activity
Source: RefSeq, a predicted model, not a curated record